AUGACACUGAAAGCAUCUGACAACCAAGAAGUAAUUGCUGCUCUUCCAGUUCCUUCCUUGAUGCAAGUAGAGCCUGAAGAAAUGGUUACUUCUAAAGCAGCAGUAGAGAUGGAAACAACAAUUGUAUCUUCACACAUAACAAAUGCUGCAGCAGCAGUACCUAAUGCACUUCAUCUACAGGAUUCAACAGUAGCAGAAGAUGAAGCAACAUCCACAUCUCCACAGUCACCAGUUGCCACAACAGCACCUGCAGCAGCAUUAGCAGUAGCAGCAGCACCCAUCACACUUCAUCAGCAAGAUUCAACAGCAGCAAAAGAAGAAGCAACAACCACAUCUCCACAGUUACCAGAUGCCACAACAGUGCCUCCACACACCAUAACAGCAGUUCCAUCAAUUCCUGUAAUAGCAGCCUCACCUGCAAUAUCAUCACAAGGAGGGAAGAGUAGGCAUACAACAGUAGAUGUGCUACCACUCCAAGUGAACAAUUUUUUAGUAAAAGGCAACAGGACAGGAGGCAGAAAUCCAAAAGAUAAGCCUUGUAAAAGGUUUUAA
Schistocerca piceifrons (Central American locust) is the source of this 552-nucleotide messenger RNA. RefSeq names its product mucin-7-like. Bases 1 to 552 code for a protein of 183 amino acids. Lineage: Eukaryota; Metazoa; Arthropoda; Insecta; Orthoptera; Acrididae. The transcript has a single exon. The record is from RefSeq and is a predicted model, not a curated record.